AUGCCGGCCGAAUUCUGGCCGAAUACCAUGGCCGACGACGGUCUAGAUGUAGCUAUGGCUACUCCGGAUGCCAAGAAAACAAACGAUGACCAGGCGGGGAAGGGCGCCGAGGACGAUUUGCUUGCGCAGUCGCGGCUCUACCAGGUGGAGAUGUUCGAAGAGAGUCUGAAGCGCAACAUCAUUGUGGUGAUGGACACUGGCACGGGAAAGACGAGAAUCGCCAUUCUGCGGAUACGAGCCGAGCUUGAACGGUCGCCUGCCCCCAAGAUUGUCUGGUUCUUGGCCCCAACGGUUCCUCUCUGCUAUCAACAGUACUAUGCCAUCUCGUCACAGAUCCAGGGCGUUCAAGGCCGCAUCAUAGCAGGCGAGACCGAUAUCAAGGCCUGGUCUACGCAAGCUAUAUGGGAUGCGGCACUACGGAACAUCAGAUUUGUCGUUGUGACGCCCCAAGUGUUGCUUGUACGAUAUUCAUUCGCGCCGCAUAUUUCGUAUCCAAUGCUUGUCGUCUAA
This is a messenger RNA of Sporothrix schenckii 1099-18, 510 nucleotides long. RefSeq lists its product as uncharacterized. Lineage: Eukaryota; Fungi; Ascomycota; Sordariomycetes; Ophiostomatales; Ophiostomataceae. Gene Ontology annotation, molecular function: ATP binding; nucleic acid binding. The record is from RefSeq and is a predicted model, not a curated record. Bases 1 to 510 code for a protein of 169 amino acids. Gene Ontology annotation, cellular component: cytoplasm. The transcript has 5 exons.